AUGCCAUGCAUAACAACACUGGCUCGAAACCGACAAGUCAGAUAUGCGUCAACCACAAAGCACCCCAAGGGCUUUAUACCGCCAUCUAGUGAGGAUCUGUCCGAGUUAAGAGAUAGGGUCCAAGAAUUUACUAGGCGCGAGAUCCCAGAAGAAGUCGCUGCGAUGACCGAUAAAGUGAAUGAGUUCCCAAAUGAUAUGUGGGAGAAAUUGGGAGAGGCAGGGUUUCUGGGAAUCACGGCCGAUGAGGACUACGGUGGUCUUGCCAUGGGGUACCAGGCACACUGUGUAGUUAUGGAAGAGAUUAGUCGAGCUUCAGGAAGCAUUGGUCUGUCAUAUGCUGCACACUCGCAACUUUGCGUCAAUCAGCUUUCUCUUAAUGGCUCGCCGGAACAAAAGCGAAAAUUUCUCCCCGGGCUUAUAUCAGGAAAAAAGGUCGGAGCGCUGGCCAUGUCAGAACACUCGGCGGGCUCAGAUGUAGUUAGCAUGAAGACAACGGCGAAAGCAGUCAAGGGAGGCUGGAUACUGUCUGGUACAAAGAUGUGGAUUACGAAUGGACCUGACGCGGAUUACAUCGUGGUCUAUGCCAAGACCGACCCAGAAAAAGGAUCCAAGGGGAUCACUGCUUUUGUGGUAGAAAAAGGCUUCACGGGCUUCUCUUGCGCCAGAAAGCUGGAUAAGCUCGGGAUGAGAGGUUCGAACACGGGUGAAUUAAUCUUUGAUGAUGUCUUUGUUCCCGCGGAGAAUGUCCUAGGCGAAGUAAACAAAGGCGUUCGUGUACUCAUGGAAGGAUUAGAUAUUGAACGACUCGUUUUGAGUUCGGGACCUCUAGGUCUUAUGCAAGCGGCGUUAGACGUCGCUCUACCUUACACCCAUACCAGAACGCAGUUCCAAACUCCAAUAGCAUAUAAUCAAUUGAUUCAGGGAAAGCUGGCAGAUAUGUAUACAAAACUCCAAGCCGCAAAGGCAUAUACAUAUUCGACGGCAAAGAGACUGGAUGAAGAAGGCUCGGUCAAAACAGUCGAUUGCGCUGGUGCAAUUCUUUAUGCCGCAGAGCGUGCGACCGAAGUCACGCUUGAUGCUAUCCAGUUGCUCGGCGGGAAUGGAUAUAUGAAUGAAAUGCCUGCUGGUCGUCUCUUGCGAGAUGCUAAGCUCUAUGAAAUUGGCGCAGGAACGAGCGAAAUUCGCCGACUGGUAAUUGGUCGUGCAUUUAAUAAGGAAUACGCCGAUCCGUGGGCCAAGGGGUGA
This is a messenger RNA of Xylona heveae TC161, 1245 nucleotides long. RefSeq names its product isovaleryl-CoA dehydrogenase. The coding region runs from base 1 to 1245 and encodes 414 amino acids. Gene Ontology annotation, biological process: L-leucine catabolic process. The transcript is spliced from 6 exons. The record is from RefSeq and is a predicted model, not a curated record. NCBI's taxonomy places the organism in Eukaryota, Fungi, Ascomycota, Xylonomycetes, Xylonales, Xylonaceae. Gene Ontology annotation, molecular function: flavin adenine dinucleotide binding; 3-methylbutanoyl-CoA dehydrogenase activity.